Molecule: messenger RNA, 4030 nt
Organism: Prunus avium (sweet cherry)
Lineage: Eukaryota; Viridiplantae; Streptophyta; Magnoliopsida; Rosales; Rosaceae
Product: respiratory burst oxidase protein F
Cellular component (GO): plasma membrane
Molecular function (GO): NAD(P)H oxidase H2O2-forming activity; peroxidase activity; calcium ion binding
Source: RefSeq, a predicted model, not a curated record
UCUCUGCUACAAAGCUUGUAGGUUUGUCUGUUUUCUCUUUUUCCUCUCUGUCUAAUUGCUGCGCUCCGCGUUACAUGUCUUUUCCGUGAGAUUCCGAACAAACCGCGUUCCACGACGACUUCACUUGUUUUCCCAUUUCUUUUUUAAACAAACUGAAAAAAAUAAACUCUCUCUCUCACUCAUCACUCUCUCCUCUGCAUUUCCAUAUACAUCUUAUAAACCCCUCCCACCCUUCCCUCACAUUUUUAUAUUAUAUCACUCCUUAUCACCACCACCCUAUCAAUACAUAUUAUUAUAAGUCACUGUUUGUUUCCAAUUUGAGUUUCUUUCUCAUCAAUGAGGUCUCAUCCGAGGCACGAGCGCCGAUGGGCCUCGGACUCGGUUCCUGAGAAGUCGCUGGUCAGCACCGGAACCUCGCCGGCCAUGACCGACGAUUCGAGCUCCGGGGCCGAUCAGGAAUUCGUAGAAGUAACUCUCGAUUUACAGGACGACAACACCAUCGUCCUCCGCAGCGUCGAGCCUGCCACCGUCAUUCACAUCGACGACCUCGCCGGCGUCGGCGCCUCAUCCGGAACAGAAACUCCGGCUUCUGCCUCGGCCUCGGCUUCACGGUCGCCGUCGACGAUGCGCCGAAGCUCCUCCAACAAUCGGAUACGCCAGUUCUCUCAGGAGUUGAAAGCCGAGGCGGUGGCAAAGGCGAAGCAGUUCUCUCAGGAGCUUAAAGCCGAGCUGCGGAGAUUUUCGUGGAGCCAAGGCCACGCCUCGCGCGUUCUGUCGGCUUCGGCUUCUCAGAAUGCCGGUGCCGGAACUUCCACCGGCACGUUCGACUCGGCGCUGGAGGCUCGCGCGCUGAGGCGGCAGCGAGCUCAGCUGGACCGCACUCGGUCUGGGGCGCAGAAGGCGCUUCGCGGGCUGAGGUUCAUCAGCAACUGCAAGAGCACGAAGUUUAAUGGCGUCGACGCCUGGAACGACGUCGAGGCCAGCUUCAAUAAGUUCGCCAAAGACGGCCAGCUCCUCCGCUCCGAUUUUGCUCAAUGCAUCGGAAUGAGAGAUUCGAAGGAGUUUGCUCUGGAGCUGUUCGAUGCGUUGGGCCGGAGACGGAGAAUGAAGGUGGACAAAAUCAGCAAGGACGAGCUUUACGAGUUCUGGUCCCAAAUUUCCGAUCAAAGCUUCGAUUCGCGGCUUCAGAUCUUCUUCGACAUGGUGGACAAGAAUGAAGAUGGUAGAAUUACUGAAGAGGAAGUAAAAGAGAUUAUCAUGUUGAGUGCCUCCGCAAACAAGCUAUCGAGAUUGAAGGAACAAGCAGAGGAAUAUGCAGCUCUCAUCAUGGAAGAGUUGGAUCCCGAAAGACUUGGCUACAUUGAGCUGUGGCAAUUGGAAACCCUUCUACUACAAAAGGACACGUACCUAAACUACAGCCAAGCACUGAGCUACACGAGCCAAGCUCUAAGCCAAAACCUCCAAGGGCUGAGAAGGAGAAGUCCAAUACGCAGAAUGAGCACAAAACUGCUCUAUUAUUUGCAGGAAAACUGGAGGAGAAUCUGGGUUUUGACAUUGUGGGUUGCCAUUAUGAUCGGGCUCUUCACAUGGAAGUUCUACCAGUACAAGCAGAAAAAAGCUUUUCAUGUAAUGGGUUAUUGCCUUCUCACGGCUAAGGGCGCUGCCGAGACUUUGAAAUUCAACAUGGCUCUGGUGCUAUUGCCUGUUUGUCGAAACACCAUCACUUGGCUCAGGAACACCAGGCUAGGGUUCUUUGUGCCUUUUGACGACAACAUCAACUUCCACAAGACCAUUGCUGCAGCCAUUGUAGUUGGUGUCAUUCUCCAUGCUGGGAACCAUCUUGCCUGUGAUUUUCCAAGGCUUAUAGAGGUCUCCAUAUCGGACUACGACAAGUAUUUGGUUCAAGACUUUGGAAAACAUAAACCCAAAUAUAUAGAUUUGAUCAAAGGAGCUGAGGGCGUGACUGGAAUUAUAAUGCUGACGUGCAUGGUAAUUGCUUUCACACUCGCUACACGAUGGUUCAGGCGCAGCAUUAUUAAGCUUCCCAAGCCCUUUAACAGGCUCACUGGCUUCAAUGCCUUCUGGUAUUCCCAUCACUUAUUUGUCAUUGUCUACGCCUUGCUCAUUAUCCACGGCGUUUUCCUCUACAUGGUGCACACAUGGUACCUUAAGACGACUUGGAUGUAUAUUUCUGUUCCUAUUUUACUAUAUGCUGGAGAAAGGACCCUGAGAAUCUUCCGGUCUGGCUUCUAUACUGUUCAUCUUCUGAAGGUUGCUAUUUAUCCUGGAAAUGUUCUCACAUUGCAAAUGUCUAAGCCUCCCCAGUUCAAAUACAAAAGUGGACAGUACAUGUUUGUCCAGUGCCCAGCUGUUUCUCCCUUUGAGUGGCAUCCAUUUUCGAUUACAUCAGCUCCCGGCGAUGACUACCUUAGUGUUCACAUUCGUCAGCUUGGUGACUGGACACAAGAGCUUAAGAGAGUUUUCUCAGAAGCCUGUGAGCCUCCCUUAGCUGGGAAGAGCGGCCUCCUAAGGGCUGAUGAAACAACCAAGACAAGUUUGCCCAAGCUUUUAAUAGAUGGACCUUAUGGUGCCCCAGCACAAGAUUACCGGAAAUAUGAUGUCCUGCUACUUGUUGGUCUUGGAAUCGGCGCAACGCCUUUCAUCAGUAUUCUAAAAGAUUUGCUCAACAAUAUUGUCAAAAUGGAAGAGCAGGCAGACUCUCUUUCAGAUAUGAGUAGAGCAUCAGACCUAAGUGCUGGGAGUACAGAUUCUCCGAAUCCAAACAAGGUUUAUCCGAGACGGAAAAAGACUCUGAAGACCACCAAUGCCUACUUUUAUUGGGUGACGAGGGAGCAAGGCUCAUUUGAUUGGUUCAAAGGAGUGAUGAAUGAAGUUGCAGAACAGGAUCAAAGGGGUGUCAUUGAGAUGCACAACUACUUGACCAGCGUGUACGAGGAAGGCGACGCUCGAUCAACACUCAUCACCAUGGUCCAAGCUCUCAACCAUGCUAAGAAUGGGGUCGACAUUGUGUCUGGCACAAGGGUAAGAACUCAUUUUGCAAGGCCUAAUUGGAAGAAAGUUUUCUCAAAAACUUGCUCAAAGCACUGUAAUGCAAAGAUUGGUGUUUUCUAUUGUGGAGCACCAGUUUUGGCCAAAGAACUUAGCCAGCUCUGCUAUGAGUUUAAUCAAAAAGGUUCAACCAAGUUCGAAUUCCACAAGGAGCACUUUUAAAGCACUCUGGGAAUACAUAUAUAGCUACCACUUUAUAUAGCUUCUCCAUUCAAAUCCACCUCUAGCUAACACACCUCCCUUCACCUGCAGAGUAAGAAAAUUUUGAAAUAAUCUUAGAUUGAUAAAUAAGAAAAGGGUUUCUGUACAGUCUUGGGUAGAAAAAGAAAGGAAAAAAAAAUUCAAGUAUAUAAAUAUGUAUUUAUACAGAAUAUUAUGUAUUUAGUAUUUAGCCAUAUAAAUUAUUAUAAAGUAAGGAAGCACUAGCAGAAGAAAUAUUCUGAUUAGUGAGAAGACAAUAGGAAUUUGAAUGCUGCAAUGGGCCUGCAUUGUACACUUGGCUAGAGAUGAUAGGUGGGAAGGUGACCAAAAAGAAAUGUCAUUGUUGGGGAGCUAGUAGAGAGCUAGAGUGCGGUACAGCCAGAAGUUGACCUGAUUGCUAAUGGAAGAAGACAUUUUCAUAGGUGGGGGUAGAAGAAGACAGUUUGGGAAAAAGGAAGAAGCAAAAGAAGGAAGAAGGUUCUUUGGACUUAUGGAGGUGGUGGGGGUGAGAUGGCUUUUGUCUGUUUGAGUGAUUCAUCUCCUCCUUUUGUGAAGUGGGCUCAGAGAAUCCUUCUAGAAUGUGUAUGAUUAUGAUGAUCUGCAGAGGAUCCCAUGCAGUGCAAUUAUUUUAUUAUAACCUUACUUUUACAAUAAUAGAAUUUUGCCUGUAAAUGAGGAUCAUACUUUAAUUAUUUUUAUUUUUCACUGUGGUCAUCAGAUCCAUAUGAAUGAAAGAUAAGAUUGAAGUAUCUUUGGAAGA